Messenger RNA from Darwinula stevensoni, 447 nucleotides. Lineage: Eukaryota; Metazoa; Arthropoda; Ostracoda; Podocopida; Darwinulidae. The record is from the annotation of a GenBank genome assembly.
CCAGAUCAUCCACCGCGAUAGACAGACCAGUUAUAUGUUUACCGCUGGUAGACGCAUCCCCCAGUGCGAGAUGCGAUCUGGGACCCUCCGCGACCUUCUCCCCCGUCUUCAUUCGCUCCUGCCAUGAUCAUCGAGUGCGUGCCCAACUUCUCCGAGGGAAGGAACAAACAGGUGAUCGAGGCGAUCGCAGAUGCGGUGAGGGGGACGGACGGGGCGACGCUGUUGGACGUCGACCCCGGUCCGUCCACCAACAGGACGGUGUACACGUUCGUGGGGAGCCCCGGGGCCGUCGUCCAGGCGGCGCUCGACGCCGCCAAGGUCGCAUGGAGUCUCAUCGAUAUGACCCAGCACAAAGGCUCGCAUCCCCGCAUGGGCGCCCUGGACGUGUGCCCCUUCGUCCCCGUCCGAGACGCCACCGUGGCGGACUGCGUGGCCUGCUCCCGCGAG